AUGGGUUCAAAAGAUGUCGAAGUUGGUUUAUUACAAGCGACCAGCUGUAACACGGCGGCAACUACAGAUCUCUAUGGAAAAUGCACUACGACCCAUUCAGGAACUUCAGCUGCGGCUCCUGAAGCGGCAGGUGUUUUUGCAUUGGCUUUAGAGGCAAAAUUUUUAAAGAGCCUGCUGCGCGUUUUGCGAAUCCAGUUAGCCAAAUGGAUAUUAAAGCAAAGCACGUCUAGUAAUGUUCAUUACAUAGCUGCUCAACAUCCUUGUUCUGCUAAAGCCGACCUCGAGCUUUCGUUAGCCCCCGCCUGCCAUCGGUUAGCGUUCGCGGCCCGCCGCGGCGUCCAGCCGUCGAGCACUGCUAUAAUGCAUUGCAAUGGCAGCGAUUUCGUUAACGCGGUUCGUCUGGAAGACGCAGCAGCCCGCCGUCGACGGCUACGUCUCGACUGCUCAAAAACAAGUCGGGACGCGAACGCUAACCAAACGCCCGCGAACGCUGGACGUCGCAACGAAACCGCACUAAAACAUGGGAACGCAACGGCUAGCCGUCACUGCCAGACGUCGCAGCGGGCCGCAACGUCUGAACGUCGCAACGAAAUCGCACCUUUACCUGAUCUGAUUGGGCCGAUAUGCUAUACGGGGUUUUAA
Messenger RNA from Brassicogethes aeneus, 642 nucleotides. The record is from the annotation of a GenBank genome assembly. Lineage: Eukaryota; Metazoa; Arthropoda; Insecta; Coleoptera; Nitidulidae.